Messenger RNA from Cucurbita pepo subsp. pepo (vegetable marrow), 1049 nucleotides. RefSeq lists its product as uncharacterized. The record is from RefSeq and is a predicted model, not a curated record. Lineage: Eukaryota; Viridiplantae; Streptophyta; Magnoliopsida; Cucurbitales; Cucurbitaceae.
AUAUGGACCCAUAUGGACCCAUAUUCAAUUUAUUCUAUUACCCGUUGUGAGGGCUGCGUAGUGGAGCACGUGCCCAUUGUUGAAUGGAAAGGGCCAUGGGGAUUGGGGGGCUUCCAACCAAAACCAAACCCGUACUUCAACGCAACGCUUUUCCAGAUCCGACCGUUACAAUUAUUUGAAAAAAAAAAAAGAAAUCAAAGCCUCCGACCUUCUCUUCACUACAUUCUUCUAUCCUUCUCUUCUUUCUAUUUUGCACUUCUCUCUGUUUUGCGACUUUUAAUUUCCAUGGAUGAUAAUAACAAAGCUUUAUCAGUCAUGGAACCGAAGCCUUCACACCCACUUCACCAAAUUGCCGAAACCCCAACCCACAAACUUCUUCUCAAGCAGUGGCUCAAGGAAGAGGAACUAAUCUUCGGAAGAAUCUCUCUGAAAGAAACCCAAAUCGACUCUGUGAGAAAAGAAAUCACUAUGCUUCACAUUUUCUUCUUCAUCUUCCACUCCACCGCCGUGCUCCUCCUCUUCAAUGCCUCGACGAAGGAUUUCCAUGGAGUAGCCUGCAACAGAUCCUGGAUUCCGUCGCUUUGUUCUCUGUUGUUCUCUCUGGGUAUCAUUUGGGCCGUGAGAUACAAGACCGAUCUUGAGGCCCACUUGGAGAAACUGCUGGAAAGGGAAAAAGAAGACAGGAAUUUGCUGGGGAAGUGUGUUGAUGAGUUGAAGAGGAAAGGGGUUGAGUUUGAUUUGUUGAAGGAGGUGGAUGCGCUGAGGAGGGCGAAGAGCCUGAGGGUUGAAGCUAAGGCUGUCAGAAAAUGGUCUUCAAGGGAUUUCAUCACUCUGUUUUUCUUCUCUGUUUCCUGUAUGUUUCUUGGGAUUAUUAGGGUUGUUCUGUGUAACUAGUAGAGGGGUUUUUACAAAAUUGAUGAUUUUGAUGAUGCCAUGGAUUUCGAUCUUGGUGGAUCUUGUUUGUUUCACUGCAGAUCACACUCUGUUCUGCACUAUCUUGUUGCUUUGGUGGUAUCAUAUGGAUAACAAUUUAAAGUUCUUUCCAAAAA